AUUUUAAUAAGCCAUCGACCGGUUUAUUCGACUGACUAUUUGAUUUGGACUUAGGGUCGACUUAUCUACGCUCUACGACGGAAGUAUUUUAUAAUCGAAACAGAAAGGUCGCGAAAAUCAUCUUAACAUAAUGUAUACAGAUUUCCAAUGUUUCAAAUAAAACAGAUGUCUGAGGAUCUAGAUGAUAGUCUAGAAAGUGAAUCGUCACCUCCUGCCUUCCGUGUCGACAGAUAUACACCCACACUUGAUGAUGAUGAGGAGGAACCAUUUUUACAGGCAGCUCUGUUAAAUGAAGGAGCGGAGGAUAAAUUUCAAACUGAAUUAGAUCAGGCAUUGGCUAUAAGUUUGCUUGAAUCAGAUCUAGGAAUAAAUGACAGUUUAGAUGGAAAAUCAAAUGAACUAUUGACAAAUGAAAGAUUAGAAAUUAAUGAAUUAAAUGAUCUUCAGGUGCGAGGAAGUAGUGACUAUAGCAAUUUUGGAGCCACAUCACUGCAUGUCGACAGUGGUCCGCGUGAAAUGAGUGGGCAUCGGGCAGAAACGUCAAAUGAUUCUGGUUCUCGGACAGCAAUGACAAAGGAGGACAAAGAUUAUUCUCGUGAAUUGAAAGAAUUAAUUAGAUGUGGGAUUAUCUCCCCUUCCCAACUCAAUGAAAAGUUUCGUCAUAUAAUUGGAAAUGAUUACACUCAGAAUGAUUCUGAUGAAAACAUUGAUACUGUUGAUGUGAAUGUACAAAUUUCUGAUUCAAGCAUUCGUGGAAUUGAGGAGUUAGAACCAGUUCCUUUUACAUCAGAUAACCGUCUUCAAAAUUGGUCCAAAGAAGACAUAAAUGAUCAUGGAUCAGUUCAUUUGUAUAAAUUAUUCCCCAUAUACCCUGGUUGUAGAGAAUAUGAUGCAAUUUUACACGAUUUCACGCAAGCAGGACUAAUCAUAGAGAAGGUAGAGAGAUUACAAAAUGUCCAUUUAUUAGAAAAAUAUAAAAGUGAACAAGAUCAUCUUUUAAAAGCCAGACAACAUAUAGAAGGUUUUGAUCUAAAUGUGCGAUAUUUAUAUCAUGGAACACCAGCUGAUAAAGAACGUAUUAGUGAAGAAGGAUUAGAUGCUAGGUUAAGUCGUAUGGGAUGUUUUGGUAAAGGUAUAUAUUUUAGUGAUAAUCCAAGGAAAUGUAUUCAAUAUACUGGCGUAAAUAAAAAAUCAGAAUGUAUUUUAAUGUGUAGAGUUAUACUUGGAGAUGCUAAGGUUUAUCCACCAAAGGCUACAGAUGUUGAUCUUCGACGAGAACCAGAAAAAGAAAUUGCUACUGGAGGCUGGAGAUUUUAUGAUUCUGUUAAGGGUUGUCCUAUUGAUUAUAAUGAAUUUAUUGUAUAUGAAAACCGUCGUGCUAUGAUAGAAUAUAUAAUAACAUACAGAACAGAUCCAAACUCUACAAUUAAAGGGCCAACAGCUCAAGGAGGACAAUCGGCUUCAAUGUCAAAUUUAACUGAAGAAGAACAUAUGAGAACAAUAGAAUUAGUUCGUGACAGUGUGAGAAAACAGAGAUGUAUAGAGAAGGGUGAAGCUUGGGUUGAACCAUCUGAAGAGGAAAGAGAAAAGGAAAGACAAAAAUGGCGGAAUAUAAUGAGUUUAUCGGAUACUGGAGGGAGACCAAUGCCAUACAAGAAGGGUUCAGGGGCAAGUAACUCUCAUGGUGCAGUAGGUGGCACCAGUGGCUCUGCCCAAAUAGAUCCUGACGCUGCAGCUGUUGAUGAAGUUAUGAAUGUUCUAAUUACUGAUUUUAUACAAGUUACCCAAAUAGCAGAUAUGGAAAAAGCAAGGCAAAUUAUUUUAGAUGCGGACAUGCAAUUAGAUGUGGCUGUUGAAAGAUAUUAUUCAACAUAUGCUGGGUGAUAUAUAAAUAUCUUUAAGUAUGUGGAUGAUAGCGUGGAUUACAUGUAUGUUUUUUGAUAUCAAAUUUAAGGGUUAUAUUAUUGUAGCCAAUCAAAAGUAUUGUACAGAGACAAACCUACAGACGAUAUUUAGCAGCCAUGAAUACAAUCUGUUUCACAGAGGUAUUGUGGAAGCCUUCUUAUACCUCUGUGUUAAAUGACAGACCUUUAUAAGUUCAAGUAUGCCUUCUCUACAGGUGACAUCACAUCACAGGGCGUCCAUCAUCGACUCUAUGGCGCAUCCAUUGUGUUAACUGGUUCGGGCAGAAUGAUGCCUUUUACUCAUUUUAUAUACCCAUUUAUGGUACACUAAAUAGGAAAUAUUUUUUAUCUAGAUAUACUUCAAACACCUUUAUUUGUUUUUCUAAUACUUCAAAAAAAUGUUUUAGAAUUAAAAUUAAUUUGCGAGCUCAUUAAACUUCACCGAUGUCAUAUCCUUCUCUGUGAUUGUAGCGGUCUAGUGAAUAUUCACUGCUGAUUAUUAUAAGGUGCCAUGAUAUCUUACUGAUCCUGCUCUUUCUUAGUUUUAGGUACAUUCUUGACAUUGGUUAAAGGGAGAUCCCUCUUAUUUCAUCAUAUGUAUAUACUGUGGUGUUGAAUAGUUUGAAAUAUGUUAAUUAACGCCUAUAAAGAACUCAUGAAAAAAAUGUAAAUACAUGUAUUUAAUUUAUGAUUGUUAUAUUUUAACAGCUUAUGAAAUUUUAAACAACAGGAGAUUUACUUGUUUUGUGCUUAUAUGUAAUUUAGCUUCUGAUAUUAUUUUCACAAAUUGUUUUUUUAUAUAUCAGAACAAAAGGACAAAAACUAAUGGAAAAGAUGUAUAUUUAUAUACAUAUCAUGUUUUUUGGUGUUGUUUUUUGUAUAUAUUACAAUGUGUGUCUAUUUUAUAAAUUAUUUAUAUACCAUGAUAUUUAUUGUUAUCAGUAUUUGCUUAUAUGAAAGAUCAAGGUCAACUUGAUGUCAUUAUAUAGUCAUAAAUAUUUUUAAUUGUUCAAAAUCAGUUAAAAUUGUUUAACUUUAUCUGUAUAAAAAAAAGUCAAUAGAACCUCAGCGAUAAGUAUAUGUUAUGAUUACAUUUAUAGGUUUUUGGAAAAACUUUUUUUUUUUUUUUUUGCUAUUUUCCAUUUCGGAUUAAAAACUCUGUUUCAAAUGCCAGAUUCUAUGUUUUUUGUCACCCCUGUAGAUCGUCAUUAAGGUAGAAAGCAGAAGUAUUUUAAACCAUUAUUACUACAUGUGAUUGUUUGCCAACAUUAGAUGUUCGUACAUAAAUACAAGUUAAAAAAAUAUUUAAAUAAGUAUACAGGAUUCAGUUGUGUGGAAGUUGACCUGGGUCUUUAAAUUGUUAAUUUUAGUUUUUAUACGCUCAUAUUUUCAUAUGGACGUAUAUUGUCAAUGAAAAUGGACUAUAUUGUCGUCGCCUCUGUCCACAAUUUGUCUGUAGACACUCUACAGGUCACAAUAUUAUCCGAUUUUGACAAAACUUCAAAUAUAGGUAGAUCUCCAAAAGUUCUGGGUUCCUUUCGAUAUUGGCAUGUAUCAUAUUGAAACAUCAUGGAUUAUGGCCCCUGAUUGUAAAAAAAGUCAUGUUUUAGCUUGUGGAAACCCUAGAGGUCAGAAUUUUUAUCCUUUUGAUAUUCGCACUUGUCAGACCGUAACCUGGAUUAUUGCCCAUGAUUGUACAAAAAAUCACAUCUUUGUUUAGCUUGUUCUCUGUCCAUCUCAUACAAAAUAUGAGCGUAUCUUGCAUGGUAACAGCUUGUUGCAUUUUGGGAAUAUUAUCAAAUUUUUAUGAUUUUGUUAAUAAAUGUUAUAAUAGUCAAUAGAA
Messenger RNA from Patella vulgata (common limpet), 3747 nucleotides. Its product is annotated as protein mono-ADP-ribosyltransferase PARP12. Bases 148 to 1884 code for a protein of 578 amino acids. The record is from RefSeq and is a predicted model, not a curated record. The transcript is spliced from 11 exons. Lineage: Eukaryota; Metazoa; Mollusca; Gastropoda; Patellidae. Gene Ontology annotation, molecular function: NAD+ poly-ADP-ribosyltransferase activity.